UAGCUGAGAUAAAUUAGCUGGCUAGCUAAAUAGUUUGUUGGCGCUACGGAGUUUACGGUGUAUUGACUUUCUAGCCCGACCCGGUGAGCUAGCAAGCAAACUGGUACCAGAACCUCUGCUGGCUAGUAUGUGGAGUAACUUUACGUUUUCCUAACAGAACUUAGAAAGCCGCAUUGUUACAUGUAAAAAAAAGAUAAACUGUGUUCGACGUUUAAAUUAUUAGCUCGGCUACUGCUCGACGUUUUGUGAUAUUAGCUAACGCUACAGUCCGAAAAAAAAAACUGAAACGGAUUAAUGGCAAUGAGGAGUUGAUGAGAAGCAGCAUGGUCCGUGUGGUGUUCCUGCACCCUGACCUGGGAAUAGGCGGCGCGGAGCGGCUGGUGGUGGAUGCCGCCGUAGCGCUGCGCUCUCGCGGCUGCAGUGUACAGAUCUGGACGGCGCACCACGAUCCCCAGCACUGCUUCUCGGAGACACUGUCGCCAGACUUGCCUGUAGUGUGUGUGGGUGACUGGCUACCCAUCAGCAUUUGUGGAUACUUCCAUGCCGUCUGUGCCUACUUCCGGAUGAUUUAUGUGGCCCUCUACCUGGUGUUCCUGAGUGGCGUGGAGUUUGAUGUGGUUUUCUGUGACCAGGUCUCUGCUUGUAUUCCUGUCUUGCGUCUAGUGCGCCACAGAAAGAAGGUCCUCUUCUACUGCCACUUUCCCGAUCAGCUGCUGACUCAACGGCACUCCCUAUUGAAGCGUCUGUACCGCGCACCCAUCGACCGCUUGGAAGAACUCACCACAGGCAUGGCAGACCUUGUUGUGGUCAACAGCCAGUUCACUGCUGGCGUGUUCAGACAGACCUUCCCCAAGCUAGUCACGAUCCACCUGGACAUACUGUACCCAUCCCUGAACACAGCUGCUUUCGACGAGGAGGUAGACGACCUCAGAGGACUGGUCCCAGAGGGUCGUAGUGUCCUCUUCCUGUCCAUUAACCGCUACGAGCGGAAGAAGAACCUUCCGCUAGCGCUGCGCGCGCUGGCCGCGCUGAAGACGCGCAUGUCCGAUGCCCGGUGGGAACAGGUGCACCUGGUGCUGGCCGGCGGCUAUGACGAACGCGUGGCCGAGAACGUGCAGCACUAUGAGGAGCUGCGCUCGCUGGCGGUCUCGCUGGACCUGGAGGAGCACGUCACCUUCCUGCGCUCCUUCUCCGACCGCCUGAAGGUGGUGCUCCUGCACAGCAGUGCCUGCGUGCUAUACACGCCCAGCGGCGAGCACUUUGGCAUCGUUCCCGUGGAGGCCAUGUACACAUGCUGUCCUGUCAUUGCUGUCGCCUCUGGCGGGCCGCUAGAGUCCGUAGUCCACGGGGAGACGGGCUUCCUGUGUGAGCCCACACCCGAGAGCUUCUCUGAGGCCAUGGAACGCCUGGCCACAGAUGCCGGGCUCCGGGUCCACAUGGGCCAGGCGGGCAGGGCCCGGGUCCUAGAGCGCUUCUCCCUGCAGGCUUUUGCUGACCAGCUCUACGCCCACGUGCUCAGCCUGGCCAACUAAUCCGGGAAGCCUCAGCGUUCUGCCCCCCUGGCUCACUCUGGAGCGCGCAAGGAAACAACAUGCUCUCCAAUUAGAGAGAAGAGGAGAGAAUGUGUGGGGGAGUUCACCUGGCUGGGACUCUCGCGGGAGGCGAAGUGCAGGUCUGGGGGCGGGGCAAGGGCAGUGGGUGGAGCCCCAGUUGGACAGAGAGGUUAAUGAAUUACUGUUUGCUGGCAACAUUGAUUGCAUGCGUCAUCGCAGGGCCUAAAGAGAGCGCGAGAGAGAGAGAGAGACUGUGUGUCUUUUGCCUGAGGACCAUUAGAGAGUUUCCAGGACAGAAAUCAAUGUAUUUCAGUGUCCUGCUCUGUCUUAAAGCAUCUUGGCCUUUUGUUCUGGAGUAACAAUUGUAGAGGUUUAGUUAUUUCAGUCUCAGAAAUGUGGCCCACCUACAGUAGUUAAACAGGAGCAAAGUUGUCGAAGAGGCAAAGAGGCGUGAAUCGGUACUGGGUUCGUGGUUGUUACUGAUUUUCCUCAAUGAUGCUACUGAUAUGACUCUAAGGUCUUCAUUAAAUAAAAUGAUGCACACUGUGCUAUUUGUUGCUCGUUACACAGAGAGCAUUUUAUAUAAACUUUUAAAAAUGUAUUAUGGCACAUCUGUUUUCUAGUUGUGCUUUGAUCAUGUUUUAAACAGAAAUAAAUCUCUUAAGUAGCUUCUAACUGGAAGGUUUCAAUCUGAAUUAAAUCCAUUGCUUUCAAAAGGUAUGGCCUAUAAAGAACAUUUUAAAAUA
Molecule: messenger RNA, 2299 nt
Organism: Electrophorus electricus (electric eel)
Lineage: Eukaryota; Metazoa; Chordata; Actinopteri; Gymnotiformes; Gymnotidae
Gene: alg2
Product: ALG2 alpha-1,3/1,6-mannosyltransferase
Biological process (GO): dolichol-linked oligosaccharide biosynthetic process
Cellular component (GO): endomembrane system
Molecular function (GO): GDP-Man:Man(1)GlcNAc(2)-PP-Dol alpha-1,3-mannosyltransferase activity
Source: RefSeq, a predicted model, not a curated record